Molecule: messenger RNA, 2600 nt
Organism: Lycium barbarum (goji berry)
Lineage: Eukaryota; Viridiplantae; Streptophyta; Magnoliopsida; Solanales; Solanaceae
Exons: 1
Coding region: 665-2452 (595 amino acids)
Biological process (GO): mitotic DNA replication preinitiation complex assembly; DNA replication initiation; double-strand break repair via break-induced replication
Cellular component (GO): DNA replication preinitiation complex
Molecular function (GO): chromatin binding; single-stranded DNA binding; DNA replication origin binding
Source: RefSeq, a predicted model, not a curated record
AAUUUUUAACUCGAAAAAUAGGUCCCUGUUAAUGAAAAUGAUAUAUAUGCAUCCUUUGUGUAACGACGAGAGCAUAUUUGUACUACUUUUUUAACGAGAGCCAGGUAUAUUUGCCCCUUUUCCCUUUAAUAAAUUAUGCAAAAAACUGGAUAUUUUGUUACACACUAACCAAAGAAAUGAGAUUUGUAUAAUCUAUUGAAGUAGUAUGCAUUAUAGCAGAACUGUAGGGAGGUAUAUGCAAUUAUCCCCAAAACAAAAAGAUAGAAACAGUUAAAGCCUAAAGCAAAACACACUCACAUGAGUUAAAGAGUCAAAACACUUUCAGCGAAAAAACUCAAAUAUUUCCGCCAAAAUUUGGCGGUCAUUCAAAAUUCGAAAUUCAUACCCCAAAAGAAAGACAUUGGUAAAUGCCAAUUCCAGGAUUCAAUUUCUCUCUCCCUCCAAUUUUUCCUCCUCUUCUGCUCUCUUCCUCUCUGCUUGUAUCCCCGUUGACCAUUACUGCCAAAACCAAUACACAACUAAAUAUCAAUUUCAGGUAUUUCUUCCUAACCCUAAUUUUACUCUUCAUUUUUCAAGUAUACACCCCCUUAUCUUUUUUAUCCAACUUCAUUUUUUUUCAUGUUCUUGAAUUUCCUUUAUAUAAGUAGCUGGUAAAAUAAUAGUUAUGGUGAGAGAACAAAGCAUUGAAUCAUUUUACACUCGUUUAAGGGACUCAGCUCUAUCUUCAUCAUCCACGUCACCAUUGCUAGUUUUCCCAUCAACUUCUGAUGUCGAUUCGCUUUGUGCUCUUAAAAUAAUAGGACACGUUCUUGAAUCUGAUUCUGUUAGAUAUGCUUGUUACCCUGUAUCGAGUUUUAAAGAGAUUUAUAAGUAUACUGGUGAUAAUUUAGGUCCAAAUGCAGAGGAACCAAUUACAAUUUUGUUGAUUAAUUGGGGUUGUCAAAGGGAUUUAAAGAAAGUUCUUGAAAUUGGUCCGUUAGCUCGUGUUUUCGUAGUGGAUAGUCAUAGACCUAUACAUUUGCAUAAUUUGAGUGAAUCCAAUGAUAGGGUUGUUGUGUUGUAUACUAAGGAUGAUGAGGAACAAGCUGAUUUAGCGUACGAUUUCGAUGUUUCUGCGUUGGCGAAUGCUAGUGAUUUGAAUAGUGAUGAUGAGUUUGAAGACGAAUCGGAUAGUGAGGAUGAAAAUGAGAGUGAUAGUGAAGAGGAGGAAGAUGGAGGUGGGACGAGGAGGAAGAAGAGGAGGGUGGAAAAUGUGAGUGACCUGGUUAAGGUUUUCGGGAAAUUGAAGAGGGAAUACUAUUAUAUGGGUACGUUCCAUGGGAAGCCAUCGGGUUGCUUGAUGUAUGAGUUGUCACAUUUCUUGAGAAAGAAUACUAACGCGUUGCUUUGGUUGGCGUGUGUAGCUUUAACUGAUCAGUUUGUUCAUGAGCGGUUAACUGAUGAGCGGUAUCAGGCUGGUGUAAUGGAGCUAGAACAGCAUAUUAACAGCUCGGGUAAUUUAGAUUCUAUUACCUCGGUUACUCUUAAGGAUGGAACAAAGGUGACAGCACCGAAUUCUUCAAGGAUUGCGUAUGAGUAUGAACCCAGGCUUAUGUUGUUACAAGAAUGGAACUUGUUUGAUUCGAUGCUGUGUUCAUCCUACAUUGCGACUAAAUUGAAGACGUGGAGUGAUAAUGGGAUUAAGAAGAUGCAGCUUCUUUUAGCUCGAAUGGGUUUUGCACGUGAGGAAUGCAAACAAAAGUUUCAGUACAUGAGUAUUGAGAUCAAGAGGAGAAUGAAGGACAUGUUUGAACAAUAUUUACCGGAAUUUGGGCUUACUGAUUUCUAUUAUAGAGGUUUCUUGCUUCUUCAUGGGUACAGUUCGAAAGUUUCAGCAGCAGAUGUAGUGUAUGGGGUUACUGCACUUCUAGAAGCAUCUGUAGAGUCAGAUGGCUCGUGUGCUUCCAGACAGUUUGGGGAGGCUUAUGACUCGUUAUCCUUGACCAAGCUUGACAAGUUGGAAACUGGAAUGCGACAAGCAAUAAAGGUUCAAAGGGCAAUUCUUAGACAAGGCAGUGCAGCGAUAACCAAGAAAGGUUCUAUAAGAAGUGGGAGUAAAUUUAGGUGGGUGAAGCUUGAAGACUCGGCAGAUGCAAAGCUCCUGUGUCAUCCUCAGGCUUUAACUAAAUUUGGUUACUUUCUGAUGGAUGCUUUACGUGAGAAAGGAGCAAGGAUGAAACCAUUGAUCUGUGUUUGCUACACUGAGGAACGAACCAAAGUGUUGAUUGUAGCAAUAUGUGGGAAGCCAAGGCUUGGUGCAGUCCAAGGAAAUGCAUUUGGGCUUGCGUUCAGAAGUUCAGCUGAAGAAACAGGAGCUGAGUUCUUUCAUGAACUAUUUGAAUCGUCGUGGAUAGUUUUGGAUGCAGCUGCUGUCAAUUCGUUCAUGAUCAGGCUAACAGAGAAACUUUUGUAAUGAGGUUUAUUCAAACAAGCUUUCUUUUUACCAUUUAACUGUAAUUCUGGUCUUCAGGCGUUUGUUGUUUACUGUGAGCAAGCUCCCUCACAUUGUACUCAUCUAAAAUAAUUCAUUAGUUAUCAACUUAAUUCACAUAUGUAACCAA